AAAGAAACCCGCGGACUUUGCGUUUCUGAUGCUACUUGUAGAUUUUUUCAGUGUUAUCUCAGGAAGUGUGUUUCUUCUUGGAGUAGUUUCGACAGAAUCAAGGACCUAUGUAGUGCGUAAUCUUCCCUUUGAUGGAGUUGUAGAUAGUUUCUCGGAUGCUGUUAGCCUAUUUGGGCCCGAAGUUUUCCACAGAGAUGGUUACUUAGUAAUCGCCAGCCCAAUUAACGGAUGUUCGUUAAUUCAGCCUCCACCCAUUAAUAUUAGCUCAGGAGACUUUAACAAGAAUUCAUCUGUAUCUUUUGUCUCUUAUUUUGCUUUAAUUCAACGCGGUGGAUGUGAUUUUGAUCUAAAGGUGUUGAAUGCUCAACAGAAAGGCUAUACUGGAGUUAUAGUUUUCAACACAAUAAACGACAAGAUAUUUCCUAUGAAUGGCGGGGAACGUGCUAGUCAAAUCUUAAUUCCAUCUGUUAUGGUAGAUAAACGUGCUGGGUUAAAAUUAAUGAAUUAUUCUAUCAAUAGUUCUAUUAAUGGCUCAAGAGAAUUUAUGAUAAGUAUCGUAAGCUUUUAUGGUUUACCAUUGAAAUAUGUACUUCUUGCACUUUUGAUUGUUGUUGGCAUUUCAUUGCUGAUCCUUGUAAUUGCAUUUACUAUUCAUUUAUGCCGUUUUUGGCGUCGAAUACGUCGUGGUCGUCUAUCACGACGACAUUUACGUCAAUUAGUUUUAAAACGUUUUAAAAAAGGUCUGGAUCCAUAUGAUGUAUGUUGUAUAUGUCUAGAGGACUAUGUGGAUCGAGAUAAACUACGCCUAUUACCAUGUCAACACGCUUUUCAUAUGAAAUGUAUUGAUCCCUGGUUACUAUGUAAUCGUCGACGUUGUCCAAUAUGUAAUCAAAUAGUUGAAUUACCCGGCGCACCUUCAACAUCUGAUGAAACUGAAACAGUAGGACCUAAUAAUAAUAAUAAUGGUUUUUUACUAUACAUACCAAGAAGACUAUUGAAUCUCAUUAGACGUCAUUCUCAUGAAUCAAUGAGUACUAGACGCCGUUCGGUAGAAUCCGAUCAAUCUAAUGAACAUUAUCAAAUUGAUGAAGAGCAUACUCCGUUACUACAAACUGAUGCAAUUCAAAAUCAUCAUGUUUGUAGUGAUAAUGUCAUACAUAAUUCUUCCCUAAUAUCAAGACGUCCUGAAAUUCAUUCUUCAUCACAAGUUGAUGAAGAUGAUGAAAUGUUGCGUUCCGAUUUGGUUGAUCUAAAACAAUCAUCUGGUCGAUCAAGUUCAAGUCCACCGGCUAUUGAAUCUUUGAAUAAUUGUAAUGAUUUAAAUAAUGAUCCUUUCAAUAUAUUCCCAUCAACAUCAUCAUCAAAUUUAAUUCAACAAAAGUUAUCUCCAAAUUCAUUAGCAUCAUCUUCUAUUGAAUCAAAAAGAAAUACGCUUGAAUUACCUCAAAUGACCAUCACAGUUACAUCAAAUAUAUUAUCAACUACAUUAGAGAUGAAAACUGAAGAUACAGGAGAUGAUGUAUUAAUCACUGAUGUUAAAAUGUAAGAACCGUAUAAAAAAUGAUUCAUAUUUAUUUGGAUAAAUAGUAUUCUACAAAAUUUAAUAAUGAUAAGAUUAUAAUUACCACUUUGUUAUUGUAUCCAAGUGAAUACUCAUACAGUAUAUAUAAACAGCAAUAAUCUUUGUUAUUUCACAUGGUUUCUUGAUUCCCAGUUAUUUUCAUUGAAAUAAGUGUGCAUAUUAUUAAACUAUUACUUCAUCGUUAUCAUAGUAAGAGUAAUUGUUUGUGUUCUAACUAAAGAUAUACUUAUUAUUACUAUUGUUACACUAUUUCAAAUAGAUUCCAAGCAAAAAAACAUUGUGUUCAUGUUCACAUCAAUUAAUUAAACGUAACUACUAUAGUUCUUCCAACCAAUUUGUAUGUAUGUAUGUAUGUAUGUAUGUAUGUAUGUAUGUAUGUAUGUAUGUAUGUAUGUAUGUAUGUAUGUAUGUAUGUGAACGUCAUACAAAAUAAACUUCAUAUAGAAGAAAAUCUUAUUUUAUUAAGCUUCACUGUAAUAUUAAUAAUAAUAAUCACAACUACUCCCGUCAGAUUCUUUUUGCUCUGAUGUUCUCUUUUUUUUAAUUCUUGUUCCUUUUUUUUAAAUCAAUUACAUUCAUCGUUUCUCUCAUUGUUAUUUUCUUGCAAAAACGAAGAAUUAUUUUUGGGCUGUGUUGUAUUUUUUAAUUAAUAAUUAUUAUCAUUGAAAAAAAAAUUUUUUUUGCACAUUUUCCAUGUAUAUGAUUUAGUUCACUGUCACAAAUAGGUGCAGUAGAGAGAUAGAUAGAUAGAGAAAAGUAAAGAUUGAGGAGUGUAAUACAUAGAGAAACAAGAGAAUAUUCAUUGGAACACAAUUUAUUAUCAUAAUUUCAUUUUGUAAAAGAAAACAAUACGAAUCAGACUGAUCACUUCGUCUCACAAUCAGACAUUUAUUCUCUCUUCAGUUCGUUUUCUUUUUUUUCAUCACCACUUCUUUCUGUUUCUUUUUUUGUAUACCUAUAUAUGCGAAAUAAAUUUCUGUGUAAUC
Molecule: messenger RNA, 2568 nt
Organism: Schistosoma haematobium
Lineage: Eukaryota; Metazoa; Platyhelminthes; Trematoda; Strigeidida; Schistosomatidae
Exons: 8
Coding region: 29-1546 (505 amino acids)
Cellular component (GO): cytoplasm; nucleoplasm
Source: RefSeq, a predicted model, not a curated record